CCACCGUUUCAUAUUAAAGAUGUUUUUCAUUUCAGGUUGAAGCUUCUUUCUGAAGAGAGCUUAUUUUUUUAAAUGAAUCAAUACAAGCAAACAAGAUCGUUUCCGGGGAUUGGUAUGGCAAAUACCUUACGAUUUGCCUGGACUGAAAAGGAGAUGGAACCGUGGAGUAGAGAGACAUUUGGAAGGACCAUUUUGAUGGGAUGCCUCAGGAUAGAGGUGAAGGAAGUGCUCUGCCUUCAAGGGAACCCGAAUGAGAAGGCUUUCGAUGUGACGUUUCACAAAGAACAAAAACAUGACGAAGUAAUGAAGAUGGCAAAGGAAGCGGAGAAAACGGGACCCCUGUGCCAUUAUGCGGUGACCAGCCUGGCGAAGAACAACUUCAGGGUGGUCACCGUAACCAUGUACAAUCCGCAUGUGAAAGAUGAAGAGGUGAGGGCCUUUCUGGGGAGAUAUAUGGACAAUGUCUCCUCAGCGAGGUACCUCAGGGACUCCCUGGGUUUCUGGAACGGAAAGAGAGGUUUCCAGGCGUUACUCAGGGAGUCCCCGAAGAGUGUGGAUGGCUACCUCCAUCCUCCGGCGAUGUUCUCCCUGGGGGCUGACAGGGGAACACUCUACUAUGCACGUCAGCCCCCGUUCUGCAGGCGUUGUAUGGCCUGCGGCCAUAUCCUGGCCUCGUGCAGCACCAAGAGGUGUCGGUUUUGUGGGUCGGAAGAGCACGAGGCCAGGGAGUGUGACGAGCCCAAGGCUUGCCACGGGUGUGGCUCAAGAGCACACCUGUGGCGUGAUUGCCCGUCUCGUCACAGGUCAUACGCGUCUGCAGCUGGGGGAGGAGCGGGGGAUGGGGGAGAAAAGAGAGGACGCGGAUUGUACGGAUGGCACAGGGGAAAGGCAGAGGACGAAGGAAGAAGGAAGAAGAAGAAAGAGUGA
This is a messenger RNA of Oncorhynchus gorbuscha (pink salmon), 927 nucleotides long. Its product is annotated as zinc finger CCHC domain-containing protein 3-like. Gene Ontology annotation, molecular function: nucleic acid binding; zinc ion binding. The transcript has 2 exons. The coding region runs from base 73 to 927 and encodes 284 amino acids. NCBI's taxonomy places the organism in Eukaryota, Metazoa, Chordata, Actinopteri, Salmoniformes, Salmonidae. The record is from RefSeq and is a predicted model, not a curated record.